GCAGCCCGUCGGCUCCGCCCCCAAGAUGACGUCAUCCACCACCACGCGGCCGCCGGGGUUCGUACAGUGCUACGUCUGCCAAAGGGAAUUCGGGUCUCGGUCCAUCGAGAUCCACGAACCUCAGUGUCUCGAAAAGUGGAGAGCCAGAAACGCCAAGUUGCCAAAGACGAGGCGGGAGCGCACGCCCUCGCCGCCCGCGGGACACCCACUCCACGCAGACGACGACCGAGGAGACAUGUCGCCCUCCCCGGCAGCCUACACGCCCACGUCAGACCCCGACGAGCUCAGCACCUCCUGGUCCCACCCCGGAAAGCCGCCCGCGCAGCCUCAGAAUGGGCGGCCGCGCUCAGCCUCCUUCAGCGAGGGCAGGAGGAAAGUGCGCCCCUCCACCGCCACGCUCGAGAAGCCCAAGGUCCGGCCGUCCACCAUGCGGUUGCCUCGACCCUCUCGCCACAUCGCCGUGCCGGUCAUCACGGCCCAAAACUCGCGCCCCUCCAAGAAGACUUCCAAUCUCAGAAGCUUCCUGCCGAGGGGACGUCGAAGGCAGCUCGAAGAGGUGUUCACGGGGCCGAAGGAUAAAGUGAAGAUCCCCGAACCGUGCCUGACGUGCGGGAAGGAGCAGAACCCGGAGCGGUUCCACAGCCACCCGCUCGACAUCAUGAAGUUUAAGCCGAAGACGGAGGAGCGCGCCAAAGCCAGGGCGCUGAGCAAGCUCAUCGUGACCAAACCCACGGCACUCAAGUACAAAAGUCGAAGCGUCGACAUCGAGAACAAGGCCCCGGGCGGGCGGAGGAGCAAGCUGAAGCCGCCCUCGACGGCCUCCAAGAAAUCCCGCAGCGUGGACAGCUCGCCCGUCCCCGCCAAGAAGGGCCAGAGCGCGAUCCCGCUCAAGAAGUUCAUCAGUGAACAAAAGGCUUCCAUGAACAAAAACAAAGACUUCACCGUCGAGAUCUUCGACGCGCAGUCUUCGCCGAGGAGCGAGGACAGCUCCAGCCCGCCGGCGCCGCAGAGAAGGCGCGAGACGUCCAGACAGAACGGGGAGAGCGAGCGCAAGAAGGGGGCGCCACCUCAUCCUCGACACAUGGGCAAGAUCGAGGAGGAGCGUGAAAGCCGACCCGAAGAGACCACGAAGACCCGGAGAUCCGAGAACGGAAGCCGGCGAUCCGAGAACGGGACCCGCGGAGGACAGAGAGCCACCGGAACGGCGCCCACCCGCGUGUGCUACAUCUGCGGGCGGGAGUUCGGGAGUCGGUCCUUGGCCAUCCAUCAGCCACAGUGCCUCGAGAAAUGGAGGCGGGAGAACGAGAAACUACCACGCAACCUGCAGCGUCCGGAACCCGUGCUUCCCGAACACGAACUCACACACGAGGAAUGGAACGAAUACGCGUGGAAGACGGCACAGGCCCAGCUCGUGCCCUGUGAAUGGUGUGGCAGGACCUUCUUCCCCGAGAGGCUCGAGGUUCACCAGCGGGGAUGCAAGCCGCCUCCAGGAGCGACGAAGAAGGCGCAGAGGUCGUCGAACCGCCCCGACACCUCCUCCAACCUCAACGCCUCUAUGUCCGUGAGUAAACCCACGAUCGUCUGCUACAUCUGCGGUCGCGAGUUCGGCUCCAGCUCCAUCAAGAUCCACGAGCCGCAGUGUCUCAAGAAGUGGCGUAUCCAGAACGAGAAUCUGCCGGACAACCUCAAGAGACCCGAACCCAAGAAGCCGGACGUGGUUUACGAUGAUGAUGGCAAGGUUGACAAGGAAGCGAUGGCGGAGGCGGCGUGGAAGACACAUCUCGAGACACUCGUUGCAUGCAAGUGCGGGCGGACCUUCUUCCCCGACCGUCUUAUUGUGCACCAGAAGGCGUGCCUGAAGGAGGCGUGAUAGAGGCGGCGGCUUCGCUUGCUCCUUACCCUCCCUCCCUACUUCGCCCUUCCCCGCCCCCAACCUUGUGAUAGAAACACGCUUCCCCCGGGGAAUGUUCCUUUUGGAUGCCUGCUACCCUGUUUUAGACGCGUCCAUCGCCCCUCUCGACGUCCAGGUUUCGAAGCUGUCCCUCUCGAACUUCCCGGGUUUCGAAGAUGCCUGAUUCGAACUUCCCGGUUUCGAAGCAGCCUGUCUCGAAUUGUCUCGAACUUCCCGGUUUCGAAGCUGUCUGGUCCAGCGACUCCGACUCUGGCCGUAGACGUCUUGUGUAUCGUCGGGCUUCGAGACUAAAGUUGGCCGCUGUGAAUGCUCAGUAUGCUUGUGUAAAUAGACGAUUCAAAAGAUUUUUUUAUUGCAAGACAGACAUUAAUUUUGUAAAGCUUUUAUGGACCCCCAGUUGGAAAGAAGAAAUAAGAAGAGUCUGUGAAUAAUGAGACGAACUCAGGACAAAAAUCGAAGACGAGGGACUUAAUGAACUGACGUAUUAGUUCAGCGGGGAUGUGCACACAGAUCAGUUUAGUUAUUCAAAAGGCUAAUUUUGCUCACAUUUAAAUUACGUAUAAUAUUAUCAUGAAGGGAAAACUCAUGACGAUAUGCUGAAGAAAUGUGCUUCAAGAUAACUGCUUAGAAAAUCGUUUAUAGAAAUGCCAUCAUAAUGUUAAUAGAACAUAGAAAAGACCAAAAAAGACGCGUACCUGGUCACGUCGGUUAUGCCAUGACGUCAUAACAAGCUAUGACGUGAAACUAGUGACGUCAGACCAUUGUGUUUAAAAAUAUCUCGAGGCGGAGAUCAAUGCCGUAAAGGCAGCGGCAGGUGAGCUCUGUGCAGGUCCCACAAGAUCAAUGACGCAACCAUGUUAUAUCGCCUAAUGGCUCCUUGUCCGCGCCGCCUUCACACAACCCUUCAGAAACAUCACUCCACACAUGCGCCGUUUUCCAGACUUCGGUGGUAGAAAUAGUCACUCAAAUUAACUUGCACAUACACUCACAUAGGCCUCGUGUACAAUGGAAUCUUUAGUCAAACAUAUGACAGGUCAACGCACGCACACACACACACACACACAUACACACACACACACACACACACACACACACACACACACACACGCACACACACGCACACACACACACACACACACGCACACACACGCACACAUACACACACGCACACAUACACACACGCACACAUACACACACACACAC
This is a messenger RNA of Penaeus indicus, 3115 nucleotides long. Its product is annotated as zinc finger protein 474-like. NCBI's taxonomy places the organism in Eukaryota, Metazoa, Arthropoda, Malacostraca, Decapoda, Penaeidae. The coding region runs from base 26 to 1870 and encodes 614 amino acids. The record is from RefSeq and is a predicted model, not a curated record. The transcript is spliced from 8 exons.